AAUUGAACAUAGUCGCUGAAAUCCAGAUAACCAUUUCUCGACCCAGCUGCUCGCGCCGAGAGACGUCAAAAACCAUAGGCGGGUAUCGGCUCCCCCUACCACAACGCUUCCUCCGUCUCGGCCGUCCUGUGGCCAGGGCGGGGCUCCUCGCGCCACACAAGGACGCGCCGCCCCAUGCCGCCCGUAUAAAAGGCCCGCCGCCGCCUCGGCAGGCAUCCAGUCGGAGUCCUCUGUCUGAUCACAACAUGAAGGCCUUUGUGAUUGCCGCACUAGCUGUGGUGGCAUCUGCUGCCCCUGGCAACUAUGCUGCUCUCAGGAGUGCGGCUCUCCCCAUCGGUCUGGGCGCCAUCGCUGCCCCGGCUGUCGAGCACAAGACCAUCAAGGUCGAGAAGGUCGAAGGCGUGCCUGUGACCACCUACGCCGCGCCCGCCUACGGCUAUGGCUACGCCGCGCCCGCCUACGGCUACGGCUACGCCGGCUUCGCCCCGGCGGCCGUGGCUGUCAAGGCUGCUGCUCCCGCUGAGGUCAAGACCAUCAAGAUCGACGAGGCUAAGCCCGUGGCUCUGAGCUACGCCGCCCCCGCCUACGGCUAUGGCUACGCCGCCCCCGUCCACGGCUACGCCCCGGCUCCGGUUGCCGUCAAGGCUGUUGCCCCCGCCGAGGUGAAGACCAUCAAGGUUGAGGAUGUCAAGCCGGUGGCGUACGCGGCGGCGCCGGCCGUGGCCUACUCGGCGCCGACCGUGGUGCGUCAGGAGGUGGAGAUCCCCGUCACCAAGACGGUGCACUACGCCGACGAGCAGGUCGUCACCGGACACACGACCAACAUCAUCAAGCCGGCCAUCGCCGCCCCGGCCAUCGCCGCGCCGCGCACCCUGGUCGGCAAGACCGUCACCAACCCGGCCACCGUCAGCGUGCGCAAGUACGCCGCCGAGGUCAAGACCGUCAACCCGGUGCCGAAGCCCUACGACGUGCACUACGACGUGCCCCAGCCGUACGCCGUGCCCACGCCCGUGCACACGGCUCCUGUUGAGGUGAGGAAGCGCGUGUACGCCGCGCCCGCCUACGCCGCCCCUGCCUACACCAGCGUGGUUGCCGCUCCCGCCGCCGUGGCCGUCAAGGCCGCCCCGGUCGAGGUCAAGGCCUGGUAAACUGACCUGACCUCUCGAUUCUGACAUCAGCUCGGACCGGCGGACGGUCGGCGCGGCUGGUCUCUGUUGGUGUGUGCUGAGAUGUGCUGUGGUUUGUAUGGUUUUGUGUGCUUGGCGUGCGUUCAGGUCAGCGAUUGGCGCCCACUCAUGUUGUGAUCAUCUCUUUCAAUACAUCCAUUUCCCAUCACAA
Amphibalanus amphitrite is the source of this 1338-nucleotide messenger RNA. RefSeq names its product cuticle protein 16.5-like. NCBI's taxonomy places the organism in Eukaryota, Metazoa, Arthropoda, Thecostraca, Balanomorpha, Balanidae. The record is from RefSeq and is a predicted model, not a curated record. Bases 246 to 1148 code for a protein of 300 amino acids. The transcript has 2 exons.